This is a messenger RNA of Metschnikowia bicuspidata var. bicuspidata NRRL YB-4993, 1010 nucleotides long. RefSeq lists its product as uncharacterized. The record is from RefSeq and is a predicted model, not a curated record. The coding region runs from base 408 to 728 and encodes 106 amino acids. The transcript has a single exon. Lineage: Eukaryota; Fungi; Ascomycota; Pichiomycetes; Serinales; Metschnikowiaceae.
GAUGGGAAGGCUCAAUUGAGAUUGAUGGGGAUAUUUGCGGGAUAUGCUAUAUGGAAAUGCUCUGUGGAAAUGUUCUAUGGAAAUGCUCUAUGGAAAUGUUCUAUGGAAAUGUUCUAUGGAAAUGUUCUAUGGAAAUGUUCUAUGAAGAUAUUUGAAGGAAGUGCUCGAUGGAAAUGCUUGAUUGAGAUUUUCAAUGGGGAUGCUCAAUGGAGAUGUUCGAUUGAGAUGCUCGAUGGAAAUGAUCUAUGGAGAUAUUUAAUGGAGAUGCUUGAUUGGGAUGUUCGGUUGUGAUGUUCGAUGAGAAUGCUCGAUGUGCAUAUUCAAUAGAAAUCGAAGAUGUUCGAUGGAAAUCUUUCAUGGAACUCUCAAUGGAAAUGCUUGAUUUAGAUGUUUGAUGAAAAUGCUCAAUGGAAAUGCUUGAUUGGGAUAUUCGAUGGAAAUUCUCGAUGGAAAUGUUCGAUGGAGAUAUUCGAUGGAAAUGUUCGAAGGAAAUGUUCGAUGGAGAUAUUCGAUGGAAAUUGCUCGAUGGAGAUGCUCUUUGGAAAUGUUCGAUGGAAAUGUUCGAUGGAGAUAUUCGAUGGAAAUUGCUCGAUGGAGAUGCUCUAUGGAAAUGUUCGAUGGAAAUGUUCGAUGGAGAUAUUCGAUGGAAAUUGCUCGAUGGAUAUGCUCUAUGGAAAUGUUCGAUGGAAAUGCCCGGUAGAGACGCGCAAUACAUGAUCACCACGUAAUGCAGCGCGGCGCUGGUGCAACGCCAUCUCCAACACAGCCGUCUGUUUCCCGGCAUACCGGUCUGUCUGGCGCGACACUGCAAUCGAUUAAUUCCCAGGUCUCCAUCCAGUGCACGCGGUUCAAAGCUGCUGUGUCCUCGGACCCAUGCAAGCUAAUUAGCGAGCCAUGGUCCGGCCCUAGCAGCCCGCGCAAUUCGGCAAUAUUGAUUUCCAGGACAAGAAGACGAAAAAAAGGAAGAAAGCAGAGAAGCAUCAAGGCACCGGCCAGCACAGAACCUUCGG